GAAUGCAGUCGGUAUACUGUGUAUUUACGCCGAGCGGUGGUACAGAGGGUGUAGUGUAUUCCUAGAAAAAAACAACUUCGCUCCUCGUCCAUUAGCACUGAAUUUCUGUGCCCCACUCAUCCAUAAGUGAUAUGGUUAUAUUUUCUCGCUCUAUUUAGUUAAUUAAAUGUAAUGGUAUUAGUAUGGUAUUACUUUCAUUAUUUAGAUAAUAUACAAAAAUACAAUAUUAAACGGUUAUAAUAAUAUGUACUGCACAAAUGAGAAGCAAACAUUUUAUCAAGUUAGGAUACAUACAUUUAUAUUCCGAAAGUUUAAUGUUUUGUUGUCGAUUGAGUGGACUGCAGACGUUGCGUAAAUCAGACCCUCCCAAUCGAUGAUCGACUUGUGUUGAUGUCAGCCAUUGCUGUCCUGUAGCGUAGGUGUCGGCAAACUGAAACAGGACAAACAAGCUAUCUGAGAAUGUUUUUAUCUUCGGCUAUUCGUUCUGCUGUAUCGCAGACGGCAAAACAGGUGCGGAGCCUACACAGGUCCGCAGCCCAUGCUGGAGCUGGGGGCAUCUUUGUGCAUAGGGACACCCCAAAUAACAACCCAGAUACUCCAUUUGAAUUUACUGAGGAGAAUAAGAAGCGGAUUGAAGCAAUUAUUUCCAUGUACCCAGAAGGACACAAGCAAGCUGCCACCAUUCCUGUGUUGGAUCUGGCCCAAAGACAGAAUGGAUGGCUCCCAAUAUCAGCAAUGAACAAGGUUGCAGAGGUUCUUGAAGUCCCUCCGAUGAGAGUGUAUGAAGUAGCAACGUUCUACACCAUGUUCCUUCGUCAACCUGUGGGAAAAUAUCACAUUCAGAUCUGUACCACAACACCCUGCAUGCUCUGUAACUCUGACAGUAUCCUGGAGGCCAUUAAAAACAAACUGGGCAUCAAGGUUGGAGAAACCACACCAGACAAGAUGUUCUCACUUAUAGAAGUGGAAUGCCUUGGUGCUUGUGUAAAUGCCCCCAUGGUCCAGAUCAAUGACAACUAUUAUGAGGACCUUAGUCCCAAGGACAUAGAGCAGAUCAUUGAUGAACUCAAAGCUGGGACCAUCCCAGCACCUGGCCCCAGGAAUGGGCGUUUCUCUUGUGAGCCAGCAGGUGGACUGACAUGCCUGACAGAACCCCCUCCAGGGCCUGGCUUUGGUGUGAGAGCAGACCUGUAAAGACUGGGGCACCCUGAUCUUACUAAACUAUGUCUAAAGUGAAAAGUAGUAUUGUGUAAAUAAAAUAUACAUGUAU
Molecule: messenger RNA, 1270 nt
Organism: Hypomesus transpacificus
Lineage: Eukaryota; Metazoa; Chordata; Actinopteri; Osmeriformes; Osmeridae
Gene: ndufv2
Product: NADH:ubiquinone oxidoreductase core subunit V2
Exons: 8
Coding region: 460-1194 (244 amino acids)
Biological process (GO): mitochondrial electron transport, NADH to ubiquinone
Molecular function (GO): NADH dehydrogenase activity
Source: RefSeq, a predicted model, not a curated record